Molecule: messenger RNA, 2475 nt
Organism: Striga hermonthica
Lineage: Eukaryota; Viridiplantae; Streptophyta; Magnoliopsida; Lamiales; Orobanchaceae
Source: the annotation of a GenBank genome assembly
AUGGAACAACAGAGUCCGAACCGUAAGGUUAUAGCUUUAGCAGCUGUCAGAGAAAAGGAUUCGGAUUGUCGAGAUGCGAAAGCGGCCCAACACACUCCCUCUGGGUCACAGAUCCACCCUUCUAAACCAAUCGAUGCUUCACAUACAACUGCAUCACAGAAAAAGGGUGAAUCCAUUUUUGCAAGUGCCAGGCCCAAGCCAAGAAUCAUCAGUCCGGGUCAGUGGUCGGGCUUUUCUGCUAACCUUGCCAAAGUAUCUGCUGUAGCAUCAGUUUCAAGAUGUGGAGUUCAAGAUUCUGCCAAAUUGCUAUCUGCUUCAGUGAGGCAUUUAUACGGAUUUUGCCAACCCACAAAUCCCACUGCUGCUUAUAAAGAUGUUACCAUUGCACCUAGCGUGUGGUUAAUUAGGCAUCUGCAUGCGAGUCGGGAGCUUCUCGCCAAGAGAAAGGAGGAUGAUUCAUUGCGUUUAAAAAAUUCUAAGCGAGUGAAAUCCUUCAGCGGCAAGUUCUCCAAGAGAAAAAAAGAGAACAAACCUCCGGUCGAAACUCCUUAUGUGCCUCCCAAGCUGAAAAGGGCUGCCAAGUCUUUGCCGGAUAAGACGAUUGAAAUAUUCGAAGGCAUUACUAUUGGGGAGCUUGCUAAACGUUGUGGAGAGUCUAUACCGACCAUUCAAAACAUAAUCAUGAACGUUGGUGAGAAAGCCGAUUCAGAGAUUGACGGUCUCAGCAUCGACAUAGCUGAGCUGGUUGCAAUGGAAGUCGGGAUCAAUGUUCACAGGCUACAUUCGGAUGAGGGCGUGGAGAUCCUGCCACGGCCACCGGUGGUCACCGUCAUGGGCCACGUGGACCAUGGGAAGACGUCCCUUCUGGAUGCCCUCCGCCAGACAUCCCUUGCCGCUAGGGAGGCUGGCGGCAUCACCCAACACUUGGGUGCAUUUGUCGUGGGUAUGCAGUCGGGCGCAGCCAUCACGUUCCUCGACACGCCUGGUCACGCUGCCUUCAGCGCAAUGCGAGCUCGGGGGGCUGCGGUCACUGACGUCGUAGUGCUCGUGGUGGCCGCAGACGAUGGAGUGAUGCCCCAGACCCUCGAGGCCAUGGCCCACGCAAAGGCCGCCGGUGUUCCGGUUGUCGUUGCCAUCAACAAGUGUGACAAGCGGGACGCAGACCCGGAGCGAGUCAAGGUCCAACUGGCAUCUGAGGGUUUGAUGCUGGAGGAGAUGGGCGGAGAUGUCCAGGUCGUAGAGGUGUCUGCAGUGAACAAAACUGGGUUGGAUCAGCUGGAGGAGGCCCUUCUCCUCCAGGCCGAGCUUAUGGACCUCAAGGCUCGUGUGGAUGGCCCAGCCCAAGCCUAUGUUGUUGAGGCCAGGGUCGACAAGGGCCGAGGUCCACUGGCCACUGCAAUCGUCAAGAAGGGGACGCUUGUCUGCGGUCAGGACAUCGUGGUUGGGGCCGAGUGGGGGAAGAUCCGGUGCAUACGGGACAUGUCGAGGAAAAUGAUCCUGCGGGCCACCCCUUCCAUGCCGAUCGAGAUCGAGGGCCUGAAGGGGCUCCCAAUGGCCGGGGACGACAUCAUGGUUGUCGUGUCUGAGGAGCGGGCUAGGAUGCUGAGCGAGGGAAGGAAGAUGAAGGAGAGGCGGAAGCUGGAGGAGGAGGGUCUGGAGAAAUGGAGGCUGGAGGGUGAGGAGCAUAGGAGGCUGAGGCGGGAGCUGAAGCUGAAGGAGGAGGAAGAGAGGAAGGGAAAGAAGACGUUGGAGGAUGAAAACAAGGAGAGUGACGGUAAUGAUUCGGAGGAGGAAAGCAAGACGGUUGAGGUCCCGAUCAUUGUGAAAGGUGACGUGCAGGGGACCGUGCAGGCGGUCAGUGAUGCCUUGAAGAGUUUAAACAGUCCACAGGUUCUUGUGAAGGUCAUUCAUGCUGGGGUGGGUCCUGUCUCGCAGUCGGAUGUGGACAUGGCAAAGGCGUGUGGCGCGUGUAUCGUGGGGUUCAAUGUUCGGGAUCUGCCUCGUGCAGUCAGCCAGGCAGCAAGCCAGGCCAAGAUAAAGAUAGUACUGCACCGUGUGAUCUACCAUCUCCUGGAGGACAUCGGAAACCUGAUCGUUGAGCGGGCCCCGGGGACCCUGGAGACUGAGGUGGCAGGUGAGGCCCAAGUGCUCAACAUAUUCGAGGUCAAGGGGAAGGGGAAAGGCAAGGGGGAGGAUUUCAAGAUCGCGGGAUGCCGGGUGGUGGAUGGCCGGGUGAGCAAGUCGGCCACGCUGAGGCUCCUAAGGAGCGGGGAGACUUUGUUCGAGGGCUGUUGCGUGUCUCUCAAGAGGGAGCAGCACGAUGUGGAUGCUGUGGGCAAGGGCAACGAGUGCGGCCUCGUCAUCAAGGACUGGACCGACUUCCGGGUUGGGGAUGUCGUGCAGUGCCUUGUCAAAGUCAAACGAAAGCCCAAGUUUGUGUCGUCUGAGAGCGGGGCCGUCCGUAUCGAGUGCUGA